This is a messenger RNA of Myotis davidii, 754 nucleotides long. It is a transcript of the gene MRPS25, whose product is annotated as mitochondrial ribosomal protein S25. Bases 137 to 658 code for a protein of 173 amino acids. Gene Ontology annotation, molecular function: structural constituent of ribosome. Gene Ontology annotation, cellular component: mitochondrion. The record is from RefSeq and is a predicted model, not a curated record. Lineage: Eukaryota; Metazoa; Chordata; Mammalia; Chiroptera; Vespertilionidae. The transcript is spliced from 4 exons.
CCGGGAGGAAUCUCCUGUGAGUCUGCGCGGGAAGUGGAAACUGCGCGGAGGAGCUGCGGUGGAAGGUCCGCCGGCGGCGGCGUCUGCUCCUCUCGUCAGUCCUCGCCGCUCGCUUCGCGGCUCGACCAGCGCAGCCAUGCCCAUGAAAGGCCGCUUCCCGAUUCGCCGCACCCUGCAGUACCUGGGCCAGGGGGACGUGGUGUUCAAGGACACGGUGAAGGUCAUGACGGUGAAUUACAACACGCACGGGAAGCUGGGCGAAGGCGCCAGGAAAUUUGUGUUUUUCAACAUACCUCAAAUCCAAUACAAAAACCCUUGGGUGCAGAUCAUGAUGUUUAAGAACAUGACACCAUCACCCUUCCUUCGAUUCUAUUUAGAUACUGGUGAGCAGGUUCUCGUGGAUGUAGAGACCAAGAGCAAUAAAGAGAUCAUGGAGCACAUCAAAAAAAUCCUGGGGAAGAAUGAGGAGACCCUCAAGCAAGAAGAGCAGGAGAAAAAGCAGCUUUCUCAUCCAGCCCACUUUGGACCUCGAAAGUAUUGCCUGCGGGAGUGCAUCUGUGAGGUGGAAGGGCAGGUGCCCUGCCCGGCCCUGGUGCCCUUACCCAAGGAGAUGACAGGGAAGUACAAAGCAACUCUGAAAGCCAGUGCCCAGGACUAAGGCCCCAGGCCUGUGGGCGAGGGUUACCUUGGCCACAGGGAGAUCCUGGUUCUGUCCCCAGAGACUCUGCCAAUAAAAUGCUCCUUAAUCAUCCAG